AUGGAAAAUAAUAGUAGACAUAACACAAGCACAAUAACAGAGUUAGCAAGUGAGCCUCCUAUUCCGGGUACCAUUGCUCAUAAGCAUACACAUCAAGAAAAAGAUAACAGCAGCAUUCGAUAUACGAACUCACAGGAUAAUACCUCACUAAACAACAAUGAUCAUACUAGUAAGGAAUAUUUAACAAGUCUACCCACGCAUAAUAAAGUGCGCCAAAAACAUAGUGAUAUGCGAAAUUAUCAACCCAUCCCAACUCGUGUUACAAGAACAUCAAGAAAACCGAGGAUAAAUC
This is a messenger RNA of Paramuricea clavata, 292 nucleotides long. Lineage: Eukaryota; Metazoa; Cnidaria; Anthozoa; Malacalcyonacea; Plexauridae. The record is from the annotation of a GenBank genome assembly.